Cantharellus anzutake is the source of this 1798-nucleotide messenger RNA. RefSeq lists its product as uncharacterized. Gene Ontology annotation, molecular function: protein binding. The transcript has 3 exons. The coding region runs from base 130 to 1548 and encodes 472 amino acids. The record is from RefSeq and is a predicted model, not a curated record. NCBI's taxonomy places the organism in Eukaryota, Fungi, Basidiomycota, Agaricomycetes, Cantharellales, Hydnaceae.
GCCUGACAUUUGAAUAAAGUGUGCACUUGCCUUAUUACAAAGAUCGGACCCCUAUAAGAGCCGUAACCUGCCCUUGGCAGGCGUCCUCAGACGUCCCGCAGUCAUUUCGUUACAGUCUCGCUCUUCAACAUGGGGGCAAGGAUAUCAAAGCCAGAUGGCAUCGUCAGGCUUAUCGAACUCCCAUACGAUAUCCAAUCCAUGAUCUUGGGCCACUUUGAUAUAUACACUCUUCUUGCCUUGACCUUGGUCAACAAGCAAUUCCGAAGUGCGGUCAAUGCCAGGUUGUGGCGCUCGUUCUCGAUCACCGAGAGCUAUCGUUUCCUGUGCCCAUCGAAAGAUAAUGGGCACAAACGCCUUGGCUGCAGCGUCUCUCGUUUGUUCUUGAAGCGGUGCGAGUUCAUCUCCAGGAAACCGCACAUCGCGAAACACCCUUUGUACACACGCAAGAUCGCCUCUGUCCUUCUGCCGCUCCAUAUCCGGAAGAUAUCGAAAGCUCUUAUGGCCUUACCCAACCUCGACACCCUCGUCAUUUAUACCAACUUCCAUCUUAAUCGGAUAUCAUCGUCACUUUCUGCUAACGCAAACCGCUUUCCGUUCAAACUCCGAGUCAUUGAGAGCAAUCUCAUCUGCAAACCUGAACUCCUCGGUUUUCUCGAAGCCCAACCUCAAAUCGUGGAGCUCGGCGAACUACGUCCCGGUACGGACUUAUACCUAGAAGUGCCGUACUUUUUCCGACCACGGCACCCGUACCUCCCCCCACAUGUCCUUCCCUCUCUGCGCGUCAUCCGCGGAUCCAUAGACGAAAUCCAGGAACUGGCUCCGGGCCGACCUAUCAACUCAAUUUUGAUCCACCAAGCUUACGAUCGAGUGCUCGCCCUUACCCUUGAGCGUUUUAACCUCGAAAACGGUCAUGUGCAGAGCAUAUGCAAACGGCCAAUCAAGGAAAAUGACUCGAAUCAACCUGUUAUCUCCAUGCCUCAGGUUCAUGUCAUCAUCGAAAGCGAUCAUUCUCGCGACAAGAACCUUCCUGCCAUUCUUCUCCACUGGACCCUCGAUUUACAGGCCAUCCAAACGCUUACUUUAACCAUGGCCCGACUACCCGACUUUACCCACUUCCCAUUCUGUCUCGAAGUAUUCACGUCACUCACCGAGAUUCAAUGGAUCAACCGGAACGAGUACGGGAACAUGUACCAAGAAUUGGCGAUCUCUGCCGGUUUACCCUACCUUUCGAACGAUAAGAUCGAUCCCGAGUUAGUUCGCAAACUGCUUGAUCCAUUCAUCCUUGCAUGCGUGAAGCAUUGUCCGAGCAUCGUGAGAUUCUCGUUUGUAGGAUACUCCAUGUCUCAGCCGUGCACGGACGAUCUCCAUCCUCUGCUUUGGUGGAGACCGCCAGCGUUUGUCCCUUUCAAUUUCGACAAAACGACGCCUAUCCGAGAUCACUGGGGAACGAAUUGGAAGCUGGCGGUCUCGGACGAAAAGAAGACGCUGAGCUAUGCGGCGAUGAUGGACACCGGUUUGAUGUCGUUCCAACAAUUCUGUCUCGCCUGAUAAGGACACUGUAUUAUGUGCGCGAUAGCUGCCGCCACCCCUAUUCGUCUGGACAUCUGAAAUGACCUCGGGCUCGCGGUUGCGCAAGCCCAUAUUCCCAUCAGUUUUCUCGGAGAACGGGUUACCCAUUUUAUGUAAUAAUAUAAUGUAUAUACAUUGGGAACGCAAAAAUGCCUCAUUCAAGGCACUGCGAACAAUAAGUGAGGAAUCAGGGCCAGUUGUUGGGUCGGAAUGACCGGCUGCCUCGCGG